Rana temporaria (common frog) is the source of this 1099-nucleotide messenger RNA. RefSeq names its product CKLF like MARVEL transmembrane domain containing 8 (gene CMTM8). Gene Ontology annotation, molecular function: structural constituent of myelin sheath. The transcript is spliced from 5 exons. Gene Ontology annotation, cellular component: membrane. The coding region runs from base 110 to 850 and encodes 246 amino acids. The record is from RefSeq and is a predicted model, not a curated record. Lineage: Eukaryota; Metazoa; Chordata; Amphibia; Anura; Ranidae. Gene Ontology annotation, biological process: myelination.
AACCAGAUCCAGUGUGCAGGCAGUGAGCACCUGUCCUGGUUUUUCUCCUCACCUUCCCUACAAAUCUCCCUUCCCUCCCCAGCUAGGAGUGUGAUCAUUCCAGGCUGCCAUGUCUGCAAGGAAAGCCCUGCCAGCUCUUUAUGACAAGUGGCAUCACCCCCCUUCCAGGUGCUGGGGACCUCAUUUUAUCAUCACCCGCUCUCCAUUCCUUGCACCCUCCAGCCUCACAUUUAACUUUGAAGAUGAGGAGAUUUAUGAGAAAGCAAACAAAGGGGAGAUGGAGGUGGAAAGAGCCCGUUCCCACACCGUAACCACCACAACCAGCACCUACUGUGACACCUUUACUACCACUGGCAGCUUAUCCUAUGACAGGAACUUCCUUGUCACUGCCCCAGGGCUGCUGCUGUUGGCAGAGAUCGUGUUUGGUUUGCUGGUCUGGGCACUGAUCGCCGGUUCUGAGUACUUCCUCUUUCCUGCCUUUGGCUGGGUGAUGUUCGUAGCAGUGUUUUACUGGGUCCUCACUGUGUUCCUUUUAAUCAUCUACAUCGCCAGAGCUUAUACCAGAAUCCCCAAAGUCCCUUGGGCGUUAGUAAGUCUAUGUUUUUAUGGAAGUGCCUUUGUUUUAUACCUCAUUGCUGCUGUGGUAGAUGCAACUUCAAUUACCAAAGAAAUCCUCGAUAAUCACAACUACAAUAGUUGGACGGCGUCUGCGGAAUUCCUAUUUUUCUCGUUUUCAGUUCUUUGCAUUCCUGGUCACCAUAUGUUACGCUGUAAGCACCUAUUUCAGUUUCCGCUUCUGGAGAAUACAGAGUUAACAUCCUCGCAACCACCAAAAUUACAAAUUGAAUGAAGCCACAGUUUGUGCAAGGAGCACUUUAACGUCAUUUUGUCUGGGUUUUAGAUUUACUGUGUAGUUAUUAAAUAUAUGGAAUUUAGGUACAUAAAUAUUUUGCAAUGCCUAUUUCCUAAAGUAAAAAGGUGUUUGUUUGGAUGGAUGUCUGUUUUAAGUUCUGUACUUUAUUAUAUAAUGUGAAAAAUUACUUGGUUCAAAAUAUAUAUUGUGCCACAAAAAGCUGUAAUAAAAGAACUGGUAAAAUUA